This is a messenger RNA of Paramecium pentaurelia, 1605 nucleotides long. The record is from the annotation of a GenBank genome assembly. NCBI's taxonomy places the organism in Eukaryota, Ciliophora, Oligohymenophorea, Peniculida, Parameciidae.
AUGAGUUAGAUAAAGACUUAAAAUUUCUUGGUAAAAUAAUUUUGUUUAAAUCAUCCUACUGAAUAAUUGACAAACUUUUGUUAAACAGCAGAUUGCUUAAAACCUUUAUGUGCAGAAUGUAUUGAAUCUCAUAAACAAUAUCAUAAUUAAAUUUCUACUACUGCAGAUAUUGAAAGUUUUGUAAAUGUGAAAUUGCAAUGUUAAAAAAAAAUAAAAUCAGGACUGAAUGAGAUGUACAAAAUAUAAACUAUUGUUUAAUAAUAUGGCUAAACAGAAUACUAGGAUUAAACAAUAUAAGAUAUCAAAAAGGCGAAAGAAAUUGUAAUAAAUUUAGUUCAUCAGUAUUUUACUUUACUAGAAGAUCAAUAUAAACAAUACUUAGAAUCUUAGACUAACUCCUAAUAAAUAUUUAUUUAGUAAUAAGAAAAUGUUUAAAAUUAUAUAAAUGAAUUAGAGAAUUUACACGUUGGAUUGGAAAGUUCUAAUCAAAUAAAUAUAAUAAAGAAUAUUUGCUAUUUGGAUAUAAAAAAACAUUAAAUAAAGUUUAGAAAGGUUAUGAAGAAUUUAUAAAAUUAGUAAUAAAAUAAUCCUUCAAUGGUUUAACUUAAUUAAACUAAUUUACAACAUAUUUAAUAAGCAUUAUUUAAUUAUGUAUAAAUAAAUCUUAUUCCGUUAUAAAAUAACUUGCUAUUGAAUACUAGUCAAAUAUCUUAAGUUUAUUAAGAAACUUAUCUAUAAUAAAAUGAAUUUUUUAGAAAUAAAUAUAAAUUAUUACACUUUUUUGAGACAGGAAAUCAGUUCUUUGGUUAUAUGACUUAAGUUUACCUGAUUAAUUAUGGAGACCUGCUUAGAUUUCUAAUUAUGUUGAAGUAUUACCAUUUUCAAAAUCAUUAAUAACUCCAGAUGGAUAGAUUUACUUAAUUGGAGGAUCAUUUCCAAAUAAGAAAAAGAGUAAUAAAAUUUAUUAAUUCAAUUUUAAAAAUUAUUAAUUAUAAGAAAUUGGAUAAUUGAAUAGUGGAAGAAGUUCACAUGGUUUAAUUUGGAAAUAAAAUGAACUUUUUAUUAUUGGUGGAUAUCUAGAUAAUUUAUAAAUAACAAAUUAAUGUGAGGCAUUUGAUUGUAUAAAUAAAAGAAUAAUAAAAUUACCAAAUUUAAGCAAUUCAUUAGAAUCUCCUAGUGUUAGUAUUUUUAACGAUACUGUUACAGUUACUGGUGGAAUAAGUAUAACUUUUUAUAUAUAUUAGUGUAAAAUAUGUCAAUUAAUUAAUAAAUAGAAUUUUUAUUAAAAGACUGUUAGGUAUCUUGUACUAUAACAUCUUAAUUGUCAUCAAUGGCUUCAAUGAUGUGUUCAAUUUAAAUAGAAUAAAAUUAAUUAAUGCUAUUUGGGGGAUACUCAGAAAAUAAUAAAGGAUCAAAAGAAUGCAUUAUUCUAGAGAUAAAUAAUAAGACAGCAAAAGUAAUUGAAACUAAAUAGCUUCCUUAAGCUGAAGGAUUCUGGAAUAAUAUACCAAUUAUUCAUUAGGGAAGGAUUUGGGCAUUAUAGAAUGUAGUAUUAGAUAAUUAAGGUAAUUGUUCUCAUGAUCAAAGAAGAAUUUUAAUUUUUGA